AUGACUCGAUUAAUCGCUGUGGUCAUCCUCGCACUUCUUGCUGGUCAGUUUGGGACGGUAAUGUUGUAUUUUCUUAACGUCCUGGAAGUCAUCCUACUCGUACUUUACUAAAAAUAAACUUCUGAAACAUUUUUUCUGGGUUGUAUAUCAGUUCCCCGUUAAUUAAAAUAACUUACCCCUACCUACUUCCUUUUUAACGGGCCCCGGGCUAUAAAUCGUCCCCACCUCCUUUCUUAAAACUUUGCAAGCUUUGUAAUAACAGCGACUUGACCCUAUCAUAUUUUAGUGUCUGUGUCCGCGACACCCUGCACGUUUGUCACGAACGGACAGCAAAUCACCUACGGAGUACGUGGCAGUACCAUUCACUUCCGUGUCGUCCUCACCGGAAUCGCGCCAAAUGGCUCCGGAUGGACAGCGAUCGGGUUCGGUAACAGCAUGGUGGGUGUAAUUUUUUCGUCUUUUGUCUGCCAUGUCCAGUGGCACGUCGUAAAGUGGUCAUGAAAAAAAGAAAAAGAAGGAGAUGGAGAGAGACACGCGUUCAGUCAUCAUCAUAGAUAAUAGUGUCAAGAAAAAGGCAAAAAUAAGACAAUGAAGCACCGUCUUUUGACCUUUCAUACAUCAUUGAACCAAAACCAUUUUAGAAAGCGUUUUGUUUUAGAGCGAUCAAUUCCAUUUCAUUCUGUUCUCGUUUACUUUACAACAGGCACCGACCUAAAUACACUAACCUAUCCCUGAUUCGAUCUAAUUUGGACUAAGAGACCAAUUAACGGGCUGGCAAACAGAAACGAAUAAAAAGAAGAAGAUAGAAAGAGAAGAAAAGUAGAGUCGAGUCAAGUUCAGAAAGUUUCGUUGUGAUUCGGUACACUUUACAGUUCUCUGGUCUCGAUGUGAUCGUGGUUCGUGUCCUGAAUGGAAGAGUGAUUGUCACCGACGAGUUUGUCCGUGGAUUCCAGUCACCUCAACCGGAUAGGGUAGGCAUUGUGAACUUUUACUUGACCAAAUUAUAUUGUAGAUCAACAAUGUGCAAGUGUACGGGCUCCGCUAUGAGAAUGGAGUUGUGGUGGCCUCCUUCUCCCGAUCUGUUUUCUCGACCGAACAACAAGAUGCCAACCUCUCGGGAUGCUCGCCAUGGAAGGUACAGUAGCCUGUCAAUGACUAUUUCAAAUUGAAAACAUAAUUUCAGUUCUCGGUCGGUAUGAAUGGGAUGAGUCCCCAAGGUCAUUUGUUCCAUCACGCGCAAACGCCAGUGCAUCGUGUGGUGUGCAUCAAUCAAUGCACCGUCUAA
Messenger RNA from Caenorhabditis sp. 36 PRJEB53466, 1285 nucleotides. NCBI's taxonomy places the organism in Eukaryota, Metazoa, Nematoda, Chromadorea, Rhabditida, Rhabditidae. The record is from the annotation of a GenBank genome assembly.